GAAGCAUUGGAAGGUUUUGAAAUCUAUUGAACAUGGAGGGACGCGGAGGGCUUUCCCCAACUCAAUUAGAAGAGUACAAGACAAAUGGCUUUCUGGUCAUUGAAAACUUCUUCUCGCUGGAAGAAGUGGAGGAAAUGAGGAUUGCUAUGUACGAUAUUGUGGAAAAAAUGAAUUUAGAAGAUCAUCCCAAAAGCAUCUUCACCACCGGAGAGGACCAAGUGAAGUUUAGAGAUGACUACUUUAUGACAAGUGGAGACAAAAUCAGAUUUUUCUUUGAACAAGGAGCUUUUAAUGACAAAGGUGAACUUAUCAAGGACAAGCAAAAAGCCAUAAACAAAGUUGGUCACGCCCUUCAUGCCUGGAAUCCUGUCUUUAAAAAGAUGACAUUCAACAAGCGAAUUGAGGCUGUUGUCAAAUCAACAGGAUUCAAACACCCUGUUGUCCCACAGAGCAUGUACAUUUUUAAACAACCAGGAAUUGGUGGUGAAGUCUCACCACAUCGAGACUCCACUUUCCUGUAUACAGAGCCACCUAGUGCUAUGGGAAUCUGGAUUCCACUUGAAGAUUGCACUUUGGAGAAUGGCUGUCUGCAGUUUGUCCCCAAGUCACAAAAUGAAGGAAUAAAGUGCCGUUUUAUACGCAACCCUGAGGCAGGGACUCCAACCAUCUUCAGAGGACCUAAAGAAGAAUCUAGAGAUGACAGUGACUACAUUCCUCAGUUAACAAAAAAAGGUUGUUUGGUGUUGAUUCAUGGAGCUGUUCUGCACAGAAGUUUCGCAAACAAGUCUGAGAGGUCGCGGCAUGCAUACACUUUUCAUAUUGUGGAACAAGAAAACACAGAAUACAGCAAAGAAAAUUGGUUGCAACCCUCACCAAAGUUACCAUUUCCUCCUCUUUACACUGGGUAGAUGGUGACAAUGAACAUUUAGGACCAGAAGAGUCAAGCUGAUUCAAUCCUCCACUCAUACAUGAAUCCUAUCAUACUUGAACUUUAGGCUCAGUUUAACAAUUCUUUUGUUUUCAUGUUACUAUUUGUUAGGCUCUUUUGUUUUUAUUUUGUUUAUACAUCCAUGUCUGAAGUACACUACAUCUCAAAAUUGAAACUCCCAGGAGAAGUUUGUUCUGGGUGUGCUUUGAAAUAUUUCUUUCACAACAAGCCUAAGAAAAAUUUUGCAGAAGUGUGAAAAACAUUAAUUUUGUAACAGUAUACCACAUCAGACAAUCAUAUUUUAGGGACAAUUCAGAUGGCAGAUUUUGGAAAACACUCUGGGAAUUAUUUCCUACAAUGUGCAACAUGGUCUUUAUAUCAGGGAUAUCAUUGAAGUUAGCAGUUAUUUUGUUUUAUUACAGUAGAAAGAUAAUAUGAAGAUGCAAGAAAUUAAAGCACAGCUCUUUAAUUUGUCAUUUUACAAAAUUUCGAAUCAUUAAUAGCUUAAUACAAUUACUGUGUAUUGUUUUUAGCCUAUGUAUCAUAUCAAAUGAUUUUUUUUUACAGUGUAAAGCAAAUUAUUAAUCAUCAUCUUAUAUUCAAUGCUUACAUAACAAGAUUGGAAAUAAUCAUGUGACCUAUAUAUAAUUAUAUAAAGACCUUAGUCAAUUAAGUGUGAUAUAUUCCUUUAUAAUAAAAUUUUCAAUGAAGCAUAAAUAUACUGGCUAAAUACUGAACCUCCAACUUGAGACUUAAAACACUCUGUUUUUUUCUGAACUCUACAUAUUUGAACUUUUGAGAAUUAAGGUUUGAAGUCAAAACAUCAAACUGACUUUAAAAAAGUCUGUUCUACUCAUUAUCUACCACCUGAACAGGCCAUACUGCUUCACUUUCCUAAAUAUGCCGGAUUUAUUGUAUUUAAUUCAAAAUAAAAUAACCCAUGAUUAAAAAACUGUUAUUGUUCAGAAAUGCUUCACACUAAUGAAGAGUAUAGAUGAGAUUUAAUUGUAUAACAUUCUAAAAAAGAAAUUGUUCCAGUAAUGUGUAUUGCAUGUUCAGUUAUGUGCCUGUCAGUUAUAGAUCAAACCAAACCUUUUGACUCAAAAGAUCAGAUUGUUAAUUCUCCCUUCCAGCUGCUACUCAUUUCCUUGUAAAUCAGUUAGAAGAAUUUGAUACUAGAUCAAGAUAACUUCUAAGUCUGAUAAUUCUCAUGGCUUGUUUGCCGGGUGAUAUCAACAUGUAACUUAUCCCUAUCAUAUAUAAAUAGAAUAAAUGUUUGAAAAGAAAAUUUGCCCUGAGCAGGAUUUGAACCCACGUCCCCCUGUUACUAGUCAGAUGUGAUGACCACUACACUAUCAGGACAACCAUGCUGGCAACACGGCAACUGAAGUUGUGGUUUAUGUGAUUGGAGACGUGGUCUCCCGGGAAACUUAAUUUUCAAGGUGACAGGGUAGGGGAAGCCUAUAAUCCCAUAUGAAACCCAACUAAGGAUCUAUUAAAGCUACACGACAGAAGUCAAUAUAAUAGGGAUAUGUUACAUGUUAACCACUUCUUGGAUUUAUAGGUUAACAAGGACUUCCUGAGGUACGUGAAAUUACUUUGUUUACUCAGUGUUUUGUAAUUGGACUGAUGUAGUGGCAUGAAAAAAUACCAAAAUUGAAAUUAUGCAAACUGUCAAUUGUUUUUUAGCAAAGUAUUUAUAAAUAUUUUUAAACUUUAAUAAAAACAAUGUGUCCACAAAAUGAAUAAAAUGCUGAUUAUCUGGCUAA
Messenger RNA from Stylophora pistillata, 2697 nucleotides. Its product is annotated as phytanoyl-CoA dioxygenase domain-containing protein 1. NCBI's taxonomy places the organism in Eukaryota, Metazoa, Cnidaria, Anthozoa, Scleractinia, Pocilloporidae. The record is from RefSeq and is a predicted model, not a curated record.